AUGACGUCGCGAUCGAAGGAGAAGGUUGCAGCUGCUUUCCGUAAGCUGUUCCGCUCUCCGGAGAAACUGGACAACGAUGGCGCAGGACCAAGCGGCUCGCCAGCAAGGCGAGGGAUUCUUCGCAGACAUCGGGAUGGUGUGAGCCCAGCGGAGGCUGCAGCCAGUCUGCCGGCUAGUCCUGCAGCUACGACCCUUGUUAAGAAGAAGGCAGGAGGAGCUUCUGAAGUUAGAGAGCGCGCAGCAGCAGUACGAACACGUAGGCUGAUGAAAGAAUUGAAAGAAAUACAGCGGCUACAGAACAGUCGAACUGAUCCUGCCUUCACGGUGGAACUCGUGAACGAUAACCUGUUUGAGUGGCAUGUUCGACUGCAUCAAAUAGACCCGGAAAGCGAAUUGGCAAGUGACUUGCGCGAACUACACAUUUCAAACAUACUCUUGCAUCUCAUUUUCCCGGAGAAUUUCCCUUUCGCGCCGCCUUUUAUGCGGGUCAUCGAACCUAGAAUAGAGAAAGGAUUCGUAAUGGAAGGAGGUGCAAUAUGCAUGGAGCUGUUGACACCACGCGGCUGGGCCUCCGCAUAUACAGUAGAAGCUGUAGUGAUGCAGUUCGCGGCGUCAGUGGUAAAGGGUCAGGGCCGAGUGGCGCGAGCGCCGCCAAGGCCUUCUUGCGAAUUCAGCCGACGACGCGCUGAAGAAGCAUUCCGAUCUGUUGUCAAAACACAUGACAAGUAUGGUUGGGUCACACCGGCACUCUCCGACGGUUGA
This is a messenger RNA of Arctia plantaginis, 762 nucleotides long. The record is from the annotation of a GenBank genome assembly. Lineage: Eukaryota; Metazoa; Arthropoda; Insecta; Lepidoptera; Erebidae.